CCCCUGCACCCCCUCGGCCCCUCGCCUUCCUCUUCCCGGCGCGGCCCCCCGGCUUCCGCGCACCGCCCGCCACCAACCCGCUUGCUACCAUGUCUGUGGAGCUCGAGGAGGCCCUGCCGGUGACGACCGCGGAGGGGAUGGCCAAGAAGGUGACCAAGGCUGGCGGCUCGGCGGCGUUGUCCCCAUCUAAGAAGAGGAAGAACAGCAAGAAGAAGAAUCAGCCGGGCAAGUACAGCCAGCUGGUGGUGGAGACCAUCCGCAGGCUGGGCGAACGCAACGGCUCGUCGCUAGCCAAGAUCUACACCGAGGCCAAGAAGGUUCCGUGGUUCGAUCAGCAGAACGGGCGCACCUACCUCAAGUACUCGAUCAAGGCGCUGGUGCAGAACGACACGCUUCUACAGGUGAAGGGCACCGGCGCUAACGGUUCCUUCAAGCUCAACCGCAAGAAGCUGGAGGGCGGCGGGGAGCGGCGCGGAGCCCCGGCGGCCGCCACCGCCCCGGCGCCCACCGCGCACAAAGCGAAGAAGGCGGCUCCAGGCGCGGCCGGCUCCCGUCGCGCGGACAAGAAGCCCGCCAGGGGCCAGAAGCCGGAGCAACGCUCGCACAAGAAGGGCGCUGCCGCCAAGAAGGACAAAGGCGGCAAGACCAAGAAGACGGCGGCCGCCGGGGGCAAGAAGGUGAAGAAGGCGGCCAAGCCCAGUGUCCCCAAAGUGCCCAAGGGCCGCAAGUGAGCGUGCCGGCUGGUCAGAGCGGCCGGCGUGGGCUUUUCAAUGUUUUUGUUUUUCUACCCCAAGUGACGUAGAUUUUGUACGGCUCGCCCUGGCCAGGGCCGCGGGGCCUGUUCUGAGCCUCAGGGAGGGGCCCCGGGUCCUCUCUGUCUUUCCCCUCCCCCAACGAUGUAGCGUUUUUCGUUGUUUGCUUUAGGUUUUUGAAACAGCCCUGGCGACGCCUCCAUUGGCUCUCGGCCUUGGCAACGGUCGUCGUCAUGGUUACUGGCCCCUAGGCGCUGGUGGCCUAGGCCGCGCCUGCCCACCAGGCGGGGGCCGCUGGUUGGCCGGGCCCAGGCGCGCGGGGACGCGGAGGCCGCGCAUCCCUUCCCGGCUCCCCACCCUCCUUGCCUUUGGGUGCGCGACAAACAAUCGCUUAGGGCUCAGGGCUGCGCGGCGCUUCCCUUCAUUCCAUGGGCCUAUUUUUGGGCACAAUAAAGCG
This is a messenger RNA of Macaca mulatta (Rhesus monkey), 1209 nucleotides long. It is a transcript of the gene H1-10, whose product is annotated as H1.10 linker histone. The record is from RefSeq and is marked provisional. Lineage: Eukaryota; Metazoa; Chordata; Mammalia; Primates; Cercopithecidae. Gene Ontology annotation, molecular function: DNA binding; structural constituent of chromatin. Gene Ontology annotation, biological process: nucleosome assembly. Gene Ontology annotation, cellular component: nucleosome.